Molecule: messenger RNA, 672 nt
Organism: Neoarthrinium moseri
Lineage: Eukaryota; Fungi; Ascomycota; Sordariomycetes; Amphisphaeriales; Apiosporaceae
Exons: 1
Coding region: 1-672 (223 amino acids)
Source: RefSeq, a predicted model, not a curated record
AUGGCCCCUUCCAACGACGACGCUCCGAUCUCCCUGACCCACUGGUUCAUCACCGGCGGCCGCGGCGCGCCUCCGGCCCGCUCCGCCUUCCUGCGCCUGGCCUCCGAGCGCAAGGCGGCCCACCGUGCCCAGCAGACGGCCAGAGACGACGCCAAGCAGGCCCGAGAGGCCGCGGAGCAGGCGCACAAGGAGGCGCUCGCGAAGCUGCGCGAGCAGCACGGCACGCCGGGCCUCAGGGGCCUGGUGAAGCGGACGCUGGGCAUGGAGAGCAGGCCGAAGCCGCCCGGCCGGGGCGAGCUGAUGGAGCGCUUCGGGGGUCGCGACAAGGGGCUGCGGAAGCGGAGGGAGCGGAUUCGUGGCGGUGUUGACGGCGGAGAUGAAACUGCUGCUGCUGAUGGUCAGGCGCAGACAAGGGAGGAUUCCGGGACGGCGGAUGCGGACCCUCCACCUCCGCCGCGUCCUCCUGAAGAUGGUCCCGAUGACAGCGAGACCAUUGGGUCCGGUGCUGAUGGCACAGCUCCCAAUGGCCAAACGUCCGGCAGCGCGGCGCCCGACAGCGCUGCUGAGCCAGGCAAUGGCCGUGAAGGACCCGGGGCUGACGAGCGAGCUGCAGGCUCAUCCAACGACCAAGCAGGGGCUAGCGAGGCAACACCAACGCCAACGCCAGAAUAG